CCAAACGAGGAGGAAGUGAGGAGAAAUGAAACAACAUUUAUAAACAGGCCUGGCCGAGCGAGGAGAAACUACGUUUGCGGGCGUUUAGACUCAGUUACUCAUUGAUGUGAACGUUAAAUGCUUCGCUGAACACUGCUAAUUCGUAUAAAACGUUAAAAUCAGUUCCUCCUUCGAGAUAGGUCGUUAAAAUAGUUGAGGUCGGAAGAGGGAAACGGGAGAAUAUGUAGGAGUUAUUUCUCUUCCUGCCCUCCUCCACUUGCUUCAGAGCGAGGAGAAACAGAAACUGCAAAAGAAACUGAUUGAACUGACAGCUGGUCAAACAGUUUGCUGCUCUUCGGUCUCAUCGGCGAUGGCGGACAGCGUUGCGGAGGAGGCCAACGGUUCCGUGGGGGCGGCGCAGGGCCACGGAGCGCAGUUGUCCGCGAGUUUGGGUAAUUCUAUAUCGGGGCAUUCAUCAGCCUCACCGCCUCCGGCAGACACCGGCCUGGCUGUGGUCGAGCCCGGGAUGGCGCAUACCAUUACUCCGGCCGUGGAGAGCGGGCUCGGUGUGCUCACCCAUGCGGUCAGCUCCACAGUCCCCGUGGCCGUUCUUCCAUCCCUGCCGCCCGGUAUCGGUUCUGGAGUCCCGGCCGGAGCGGGCCUCCUGUCCCAAAUUCACGCCACCUCCUGGGAUCCCACGUUAAGCACCGACUGGGACAACGAAAAGGCUUCUCAGCAGUGUAUUCUUCGGAUAAAAAGAGACAUUAUGUCCAUUUAUAAAGAACCCCCUCCAGGUAUGUUUGUGGUCCCAGAUCCCCAUGACAUGACCAAGAUUCACGCUCUCAUCACUGGCCCCUUUGACACACCAUAUGAGGGUGGCUUCUUCCUCUUUCUGUUUCGUUGUCCCCCAGACUAUCCCAUCCACCCUCCACGUGUCAAACUGAUCACUACCGGACACAACACUGUUCGUUUCAACCCCAACUUUUACCGGAACGGCAAGGUUUGCCUCAGCAUUCUUGGCACUUGGACUGGUCCAGCAUGGAGUCCUGCACAGAGUAUCUCCUCUGUUCUCAUUUCCAUACAGUCCCUAAUGACUGAAAACCCUUACCAUAAUGAGCCGGGUUUUGAGCAGGAAAGACAUCCAGGUGACAGCAAAAACUAUAACGAGUGCAUCCGCCACGAGACCAUGCGAGUUGCUGUGUGUGAUAUGCUGGAGGGUAAAGUGUCAUGUCCUGAGGCCUUGUGGAGCGUGAUGGAAAAAUCCUUCCUGGAGUACUACGAUUUCUAUGAGGGGGUUUGCAAAGAACGCCUGCAUCUCCAGGGGCAGAACAUGCAGGAUCCUUUCGGGGAGAAGCGAGGUCGCUUUGACUACCAGGGUUUGUUGACUCGUCUCAGAGCCAUCCAGAGGCGAUUGCGGGAAAAGUGCCCACCAGAGGACAACGAUGGCGAUUCCGACUCUGACACCAGCUCUUCUGGCACCGAUCCAGACAGUCAGGGCAGCUCACAGCCUUAGAGAGACAGCAAGGUUAGAUUGUUUCCCUUUACCUGAGCUCUGGAUACCUCAAGCGAGCACAGAUGCAAGCAGAGCUGAAACAACCUGGAGAUCCUGCUCAUGGCGAACAGUUUCAGCCUCUUUCAAAUGGUUACCGUUUUUCUUCUUGCUCCUUGUGUGCUGGCGAGUGACUGCAUUUUGUUUUGCUGUUUUUCUUCCUAAUGAAGAAAAGGUUCAGUCAGGAUGGGGAAUGAGGGCCUUGCAUAUAGAUGUAUGUUUGCGUGUGUACAUUUGUAAGUGACAAAUUAAUACUCCGGCUCUUCAGCAGGUCAAAACAGCCUCUACAUUUUCAGUCCAUGUUUAUCUCUUUUUCUGCAUCCAGUGUAGAGCUAAACUGAUAAAAAAGUCGAAUACUUAAUGAUAAUAAAAUCACUCUUACAAUUUUUUAUUUUAUUAUAAUUUUUCUUUGCAAAUACACACAUUUCCCUCUUAGUUUGUGUGUUUCCUGGUCUUUUUGUCCCACAGUAAAAUGAAAGCUUCAUAUCUCACUAAUCGUUUAAAAUAAAUAUGGUUGUGAAUUAAGAUACACGUUCAAUUCAUUAUGAAUAUCACACUUUAAGAGCAAGACAACGGAUGCAACUUUGAAAAAAAUGUACAUAUAAUUGUUCAUAGAGAAGCUUUAUUUUAAUGUUAAAUGUUCUUAAAUGCUAUUGAACUGGUGGAAGUAUCAGCAGCCUGCCAAGCACUUAUAAAAUAGGUUGCCUUUUGAGUGUUGUCGACUCGUUGGAAAUACCGUUUCGUUUGGUGAUCUUAAGUCUGUCUCUAAUCGUGAAGCUGUUGAGUGUCAAAUGAAACACCUGUUCAGUUAUUGUUCUGGGAAUAAUCCUGACUUUGCAACAUGACAAACAUACUUUAAAUGUGUUUUUUCCCUCACUCUCAGACAGCAAUUUCUCUCCAGCCUUUGCUCAGAGUGUCCCUUGAUACUGCUACAACUGUCUCUUUACCGGGGAUACUGUGGUCACUGGUGUUCUCAUAUGCAACAGGAUGAAGCUGCCUGAUACAGAAAUGGAACAAUAUUCAACUAUGGGUUAUAACUAUAUAUGCUCUGAUUAGUUUUCAUGGGAGUGCACCUAUUUUGCAACAAUCUAUUGCAAUAUAUCCCUUUAAGUAGCAGGUAUAUCAUUUCCCACAGCAUGCUAAACACAACCAAACUGUAUUCAUGUACAUUUAUACAAUUUAUUCUCAAAAAAGCAGAUUACAUAUAGUGCUCUAUUGAGUGAACCAUAUAUGACGUAACCAUACACCAACAACUCCUUCAAAAAAAAAGGUUUGUCAAAUGGGCCCAAGUAAACUUUAGAGGUUUUUGCAUGUGCUACAAUAUUGAUGCAGUUGAGAGAGAUUUUAAUCUGGUCUAGGACAUCAUAUUUUGGUAAGACAGCUAUGUUAGAUUUCCUGAUUGUUUACUUUGAAUGAACAAUUUGACAGUUUCUCUUCUAGGAUGACCCGCAACAAGAAACAGUUCCCUAACUAUUUAAGUUUGACUUUGUGAUGUACUAAUGCUUUUUCCCUUGUUGGCAAAAUGAGAAUGGAUUAUGUAAAUUAUUAAUGUAUCAAUCAACUGCAACUGUAAGGAAAAAUAUAUAAAAUUGUUUCUGAUUACAAA
Molecule: messenger RNA, 3134 nt
Organism: Danio aesculapii
Lineage: Eukaryota; Metazoa; Chordata; Actinopteri; Cypriniformes; Danionidae
Gene: ube2z
Product: ubiquitin-conjugating enzyme E2Z
Exons: 7
Coding region: 350-1492 (380 amino acids)
Biological process (GO): negative regulation of apoptotic process
Cellular component (GO): nucleus
Molecular function (GO): ubiquitin conjugating enzyme activity; cysteine-type endopeptidase inhibitor activity
Source: RefSeq, a predicted model, not a curated record